UUGGGCCGCUCCCCUGAAAGAGGCGUAAAGGAAAGGAAAAAUUAAAAAAAAAAAAAAAAACAGGGAAGAGCGAGCGAACGCCAAAACCCCCGCAUCCCCGAUCCUUGAACCCCAAAACCCUUAUACUCAAAGCCCCAAUCUCUCCAUCGCCAUCGCCAUGGCCGGGAUCCUCCGGAGUUACGCCGCGCGAUCCCUAGCUCGCCGGGUUCGCGGCGCUGCGCCGGCGCCGCCGCGCCGGCGCUUCUCCGCUGCCGCCGUCGCCGUGGAGGAGGAGGAGGAGAUCGGGUAUUGGACGGAGUGGGAGGAGGAGGAGGAGGCGGCGGAGCGGGAGCGGCGGCGGCGCGCGGCGGACGCGGACGCGCUCGGGGAGAGGGGGCGGAGGGGGGUGCAGUGGGUGUUCAUGGGGAGCCCCGGCGCGCAGAGGCACGCCCACGCCGCGCGCCUCGCCGAGCUCCUUGCGGUGCCCUACAUCUCCAUGGGCACCCUCGUGCGCCAGGAGCUUAACCCUCGAUCCUGCCUCUACAAAAAGAUUGCAAAUUCGGUCAACGAAGGGAAGCUUGUACCAGAGGAUAUCAUAUUCGGAUUGUUGACGAGAAGAUUGGAGGAGGCAUAUCACAGUGGCGAGACUGGAUUUAUUCUUGAUGGGAUCCCGCGAACUCGACUCCAAGCUGAAAUCCUUGAUCAGAUAACGAAGAUUGACUUGGUAGUUAAUUUCAAAUGCAUAGACGACUGUUUAGUGAAGAAAAAGUUUGGAAGUGACAUCUGCUCACACUGUCGUAAGCCCUUCGAUGCAAGGAAUUCAGAAUCUACUAGCCUUAAUCCAUGUCUAGCAACACGCACUCGGCAUGCUCAGCUAAAAUCUUCUACUGCGGUAGAUCUGGAUGAUUCUCGAGUGGAGAAAAUACGCAUCUAUUCUGAGCAGAGCAAGCUGUUGGAAGAGUACUACAGGAAACAGAAGAAGCUUUUGGACAUCCAAGUGUCCGGUGGCCCUGGAGAAACCUGGCGGGGCCUUCUAGAAGCACUCCGCCUCGAGCACAUCGAACCCGCCCCUUCUCCGCACAAGCUCACCGUGUGACAUUUAUCCUUUUAAGCUUCUGCUUUGCGGAGUAUCUCUAGCCGGUGAACCACAAGGUUCCUGCACCAGGUCAAAUAUUGAUGCGGAGCUUUUAUGUUUGAGUUUUCCUUAUUCAAUAAAUGUAAGCGAUUUUGCGGACGCAUUGUGUGUUAUUUGUAACGUAGAACAAAUUAUUUGAGGGCGACCGUUACGGUUCGUCGUUUCUGAAAUUUUGUUUCUAAGCUUGUGGAAGAGAGAGGUAACUUCCUUUUUGCACCUCCUAUCUCCAGUUGUUUGUUUUCAGGAAAGUGAGUGGUUCUUGGUUGUAUGUUUCUGAAAAAGUUUUUUAGUAUCAAUUCCGAGUUCUAAGAA
Ananas comosus (pineapple) is the source of this 1426-nucleotide messenger RNA. RefSeq names its product probable adenylate kinase 7, mitochondrial. Gene Ontology annotation, molecular function: AMP kinase activity; ATP binding. The record is from RefSeq and is a predicted model, not a curated record. Gene Ontology annotation, cellular component: mitochondrion; cytoplasm. The transcript has 4 exons. The coding region runs from base 158 to 1075 and encodes 305 amino acids. Lineage: Eukaryota; Viridiplantae; Streptophyta; Magnoliopsida; Poales; Bromeliaceae. Gene Ontology annotation, biological process: nucleobase-containing compound metabolic process.